This is a messenger RNA of Ciona intestinalis (vase tunicate), 957 nucleotides long. Lineage: Eukaryota; Metazoa; Chordata; Ascidiacea; Phlebobranchia; Cionidae. The record is from RefSeq and is a predicted model, not a curated record.
UUGUUACGCAUUACUAUGCCAUCUAUAUUGAUAAAAAUCUUUUCUUUAACUUUAUCCAAUCAGCUUUCUUCAUCUGAUGUGACGUCAUCCAUUACGAAUGGUGUGAUUACGUGUUCGUUCUAUCGACCAAUGAGCGUCACGAAAUCCGUGGCCGGCAGUGACGUCACUUGGAACGUGAAUAAUCAAAAUUUUAACGUUCUAUACGCGGAGGGGGCGAUCUACGCCAAUCGGAGCAUCCAUUAUCAUUCACUACGAAAACACACACACGGGGCAUUCAAUCUGCUGAAGCCUAAAGGUUCGGGUGCGGCGUCUGUGCAUGUUAAUUACAUGAUCAUGCUUAUCGUCGUUGCAACGAUGCUGUCUACAACUAUAAUGUGAGAAGUCGUUACAGAGAAAUAGUUAUUAGUAGGUCAUAAAAGUCACGUCGUCUCUUUUUCUUUGGUCAUGCAUUUCUUGUAUUUCACGUUUAUCGUGUUUUUAAAUAUACAAGUAUUAUAACCAGUUAUUACUAAAAUAAAUAGGUUGUUGUAUAGUAUAGGGUGGGAGAAGAUGUGACAGCUUUUCAUUCUAUGUUCUUGUCCCAUUUGGUAGUGAAGAAAGAAAAUGGAAAACCGUAUCCUUACGACUCCCAUAGACCGUUUUUAAUUGUUCAAAACACGAUCAAGAUAUUUGGAUAUUACGAGCUAAAGCUGUCCCAUCUUCUCCCACCCUACUAUAGUUACUUUUGGUAUGGUGACGCUAACUCGUUCCAUUUAUCAACGCAGCAGUUUGUGAAUAUAUGAUCUUGCUAGCAUUAUUUCCGUUUACCACCAAAUGGGGUCGCAUAAAAAAAGAGAAAAAGUAGCAUUUCCUCCGACUGUAUAUUUUACCCCAACCUGGUCUUACUAGUUUUUUUCAUCAAGUCAAUAAUUUGUCGACCAUGUAUCAACAUAAUAAAAAGAUUCGCCUAUAUUCAAA